Messenger RNA from Penicillium brasilianum, 2046 nucleotides. Lineage: Eukaryota; Fungi; Ascomycota; Eurotiomycetes; Eurotiales; Aspergillaceae. The record is from the annotation of a GenBank genome assembly.
AUGUUCACGACACUGGGCCUAUUCACAGGGGUGGCUUGUCCCCAAGGAGAGCAUUGCUCUCUUCUGACUUGCAUGUUCUCGCACACUCGCAAUGCCCCUAGUAUGAGCAAACCCAUUUCUGGCACCGCGACAACAACAGAAAUCGUACACACACAUACUCGGAAGAAGCUCAAAACUCAAGAGAGCAUCCCCUCGACGAUAUCAUCGAGCUUUUCUGACAAUAUACAAGGUCUCAAGGAAGAAACAAACGCCUCGGCCUUGAUAUCGUCACCAAGCCAGCAAAUACCCCGGCGUACCUCUCAUCAAAGUGGCACCCAAAAAUCUGCUACUCCCCAAGCGGCAUCUACUUCGCCAUCACGCUCAACCCCUAUCCCUAAAAAGGGAGAAGCGUUAAGUAUUCCCGUCACUCCUCGACCCACAUCAUCCCAGCUUCCCCCUCGCAAGGUGCGAAAGGAAAGCCUCAAUCCUCGCAUGAUGACGAAAGCUCCCGCUCCUCAUGCAACUCGGACUGCAAUUCUUACCAAACUACAUUCCGUCAUGGUCUCGAAGAAUGAGAAGUUAGCCAAGAGCAAUGAUAGCUCAAACAAGUGCUUCGUCUUGACGGGCGAUGAAUUAGUCACGAUGGCAUUAGAUGCUGAGGAAGAAGUCGCAAAAGGCUCCCCAGGUGUCUACUCGAAUGUUAUUAAGCUUCGGAUCGUGAAAUUGACGAAGAUGGGAUCUGAGGAAUGGGCCAAGGAGGUCAUGGAACAUCUCAAUACAAGGUAUUACAAAGUACCUAUAGUCGCCGCAGCCCCGGAGACUCCCAAACGGAUCGAGACUGGUCUCACCACCAAGCAAGAGAUCGCCCUGGUUCAGAGACUGAUCACUCCCUUGAAUGGGCUGGAAGAGUUUGGCUAUGUCACUAAAGCGCCUUCCGCGACGGAUAUUGAGACGGCCAAACAGGGCGUCAUCGAUUCAAAGGGCUGGGAGAAGUGUGAGCGCUGUGCAAGUCGCUUCCAGGUUUUCCCCGGUCGUCGUGAGGAUGGCGCAUUGACGACGGGUGGUCAAUGUACCUAUCAUCCCAAUCGACCACUCAUUCCGCCUCGCAAGAAGACAGACAAUCAUACGGGUUCUUCAGAUCCCUAUUUCCCUUGUUGCGGUGAAUCUAUAGGGGCAUCAGUUGGAUGCACUAAAGGUACACACCACGUGUUUAAAAUCUCGGAGUCCAAACGUCUUGCCUCUAUUCUUCAGUUUGAGAUGACCCCUCGACAAUCGGACAAAGGCGUCCUGGAGCCAGUAUGCUUCGACUGCGAGAUGGGCUACACGACACAGGGUCUAGAAUUGAUUCGUCUCACUGCUGUCAGCUGGCCUGAAGGCCGUGAGCUUCUCGAUAUUCUCGUCAAGCCUAUUGGCGAGGUUUUGGAUCUCAACUCGCGAUUCUCGGGUGUAUACCCCGAGCACUUUGUCAACGCUGUACCUUACGGCACCUCCGAUUCCACCUCGAACUCUGCUCCCGAAUCUGAUCAAGGAGAACAUCAGAAGAAGCCGAUGCAGGUCGUUGAGUCGCCCGCUGCAGCACGGGAACUACUCUUCCAAUUCCUUCAACCCGAAACCCCCUUGAUCGGCCACGCCAUCGACAAUGACCUCAAUGUCUGCCGAAUCAUUCAUCCCACAAUAAUUGACACGGUCAUCUUGUAUCCAGCGCCAAGGGGCGGUUUACCCAAUCGCAUGAGUCUCAAGACCCUGGCUCGCAAAGUCCUCUCUCGCGAAAUUCAGACCAGUAGCGCCAAGGGCCAUGAUUCUAAAGAGGACGCUAUCGCGACAGGCGACCUGGUUCGUGCUCAGGUCCGCGACUUGUGGAAGAAUUACAAACAACAUGGUUGGCGUUUUGAAGGGGAUGAGAUGGUCUCGCCACCCAAUCAGGAGAAUUACUACGUCAAUAGGAAGGGGCAAUACGUGCCCAGCGAGGGGCCGCACAGUCAUGGUAACCCCGGGGAACAGCAAAUUGAAUCUGGGGGCGCUGGGCAGAAGAGGAAGCAACCAACUCCAAAUGAUAGCGCUUCAUAG